UAUCUUCCUUUUCAGGUUUGAUCACGCCAAAAGAGUCCCACAGAAAUAAAGAACCAAUGACCUGAAAAUGACAAAAUAAAGAACCAAUAUUCUGAGAACGACAGGCCCAAUAAUGCGUAGGAAAAAGAACCAAAGAAAUGACCUGAAAAUGUCAUGUACCGUCUCCAGACACUCUCCACUGAUGAAGCAAAAACAAAAGACUACACACAAUCCUGAUGGAUAGUCCAGUUGGUGGAUUUACUCUCCACACAAAUGAUUAGAGUUCGAUUCUUGGGGUCAGGUCAUAAGAAAAUAAUUUCCUGAAAAUUUCCUAAUUCCGGCGUGAAUGGUCUGCGUUUGACCGGACCAGGGAGAAGAUUAGUUAAGGAGCUCAUAAGCUGAAGCCGACACCUUUGACCGUCGAACCAACAAAAAAAAAAAAACUCUCUCUCUCUCUCUCUCUCUCUUUUGUAAUCAGAAGGGUGUCAGACUAUUUUGUUGUCUAUCCACCCACAUCAGCUCCUCCUACAAAGAAUCACCUUCAACCACCGCAUAACUCACCCAGAAUUUCUAUCGACUCAAAAAGUCAAAAGUUCCGAUGAUUAAAACAGCCACCAUCACCUUCAUAGCCAUAGCCACCUCUCUAUCCAUCUUCUUUUCAUCUCCUUCAAAAACUUCUCAUCACAACCUAUUCAUAUCCACAUCAGACAAUGGCUCAAUAUCACAACACCUCUUCACCCUCACUCGUCGACCCCAUGUUGCCGGCUCUCAAGCAAACGCUGAAGCCGCGGCCUAUGUGCUGUCCACUCUCGAUUCAUAUGAUAUCCCUUCACACAUAGCAUCCUAUGAUGUGCUCCUCACGUAUCCUGUCUCGCGUUCCCUAACGCUAACACGCCCACCCCCUGAUUCCCCCACCACUUUUGAUCUACACCAGGAAAUCUACGACGGGGAUCCAUAUGCAGAUGUAGCUGAUGAAGUCCUACCCACUUUUCAUGCAUAUGCAAAAUCGGGUACAGUAUCUGGACCAGUGGUGUAUGUGAAUUACGGGCGCGUGGAAGACUAUGCAAUAUUAAAGGGAAUGGGAGUGAAUGUGUCUGGUACUGUUGCAUUAGCAAGGUAUGGAGAGAUUUUUAGAGGCGACAUAGUAGAAAAUGCUUAUGAUGCAGGUGCUGUAGGUGUAGUAAUCUAUACAGAUAGGAAGGACUACGGUGGUGGGGGAGGCGGUGCAAAGUGGUUUCCGGAUGACAAGUGGAUGCCACCAAGUGGAGUUCAGGUGGGAUCAGUGUUCCGUGGGACAGGUGAUCCUACCACUCCUGGUUGGCCCAGUACCGGGACAUGUGAGAGGCUAUCAGACGAUGAGGUGGAGCAGAGAGAUGAUGUUCCACAUAUACCUUCGUUGCCAAUAUCCUGGGCAGAUGGUGAUGCAAUCAUGAGAUCGAUUGGAGGGCCAGUAGCAAAGGAUGAUUGGCAGGGAGGCAUAGAUGCUCCAGUUUACAGGGUUGGGCCAGGACCUGGAAUUAUCGAGCUUAGUUACACGGGGAAGAAAGUCAUUAGCACAAUUGAGAAUGUUAUUGGCAUUAUCGAAGGAGCAGAAGAACCUGACCGAUUUGUCAUCCUGGGUAACCAUCGGGAUGCAUGGACAUUUGGAGCUGUUGAUCCCAACAGUGGCACUGCAGCCAUGCUUGAGGUUGCACAAAGGCUCGGUAAGCUGCAGAAAAGGGGGUGGAAACCUCGACGUACAAUAGUCUUUUGCAAUUGGGACGCCGAGGAGUAUGGCCUGAUAGGAUCAACAGAAUGGGUUGAAGAGAACAGGGAAAUGAUAGCUUCAAGGGUUGUUGCUUACUUGAAUGUUGAUUCUGCAGUACAUGCAGCAGGUUUUCAUGUCUCGGCAACUCCACAGCUUGAUGAACUACUUAAACAAGCCACUCAACAGGUUGAGGACCCAGAUAACUCAUCACAGACAAUCUAUGAAGCUUGGGUUGGCUCCAGCAAAAGCAAUGAGCCCAUGAUUGGAAGGUUAGGAGGUGGAGGAUCAGAUUAUGCAGCUUUUGUACAACAUAUUGGUGUUCCUUCAGUUGAUAUGUCUUUCGGCAAAGGUUAUCCGGUCUACCACUCUAUGUAUGAUGACUUCACCUGGAUGACGAAAUUUGGUGACCCUAUGUUUCAUAGGCAUGUAGCAGCGGCAAGUGUUUGGGGUUUAGUAGCUCUAAAACUCGCAGAUGAGGAACUUUUGCCUUUUAAUUAUCUUUCCUAUUCACAUGAGCUCCAGAAAAGUGCAGAAGAGUUAAAAGAGCAGGUAUCAGAUAAGGGCAUAAACCUUGUUCCUCUGUUCAACUCUAUAGAGAAACUCAAAAGGGCAGCCACCAAAAUAAAUAACCAGAGAAAGGCAUUGGAUGAAAAUAAAGGUUGGGAAUCGAUUUGGAAAAAGGACCAUCAGAAGGUGAGAGAGUGUAAUGACAGAUUAAUGAUGGCAGAGCGAGCAUUCAUAGAUCGAGAUGGACUCUCUGGAAGGCCAUGGUCGAAGCAUAUGAUUUAUGCACCUUCAAAACACAAUGAUUAUGGAUCUAAGUCCUUCCCUGGGGUUGAUGAUGCAAUUGAAAAGGCUAUGAGUCUUAAAACAGCAGAGUCGUGGCGUCUCGUUCAACAUGAAGUUUGGAGAGUCUCAAGAGCUGUCACGCAUGUAUCGCUAGUACUCAAUGGUAAAUUGACAUGAGUAUGACCGUGUACCAACCAUUGUUCAUGCAUUUCAAGUUAAGGAAGAAAUACUCAGAUUUCCCACAUUGCUUGCAAAUUCUGGUUCUGUAGCUUUUCUACCAACUUUUACUCCAGAAUAUUAAUUGGCCCUUGGUUAAACAAAUUACUUUUAUUCAAUACGUAUUACCAAGGGGUGUUGCUGCA
This is a messenger RNA of Rhododendron vialii, 2877 nucleotides long. Its product is annotated as probable glutamate carboxypeptidase LAMP1. Gene Ontology annotation, molecular function: carboxypeptidase activity. Bases 578 to 2692 code for a protein of 704 amino acids. The record is from RefSeq and is a predicted model, not a curated record. Lineage: Eukaryota; Viridiplantae; Streptophyta; Magnoliopsida; Ericales; Ericaceae. The transcript has 12 exons.